AUGGCAAGCAGAAUUAGAUCUGGAAGCAUUAGGACUAGAGGUGGAGCUCAACGAGCAAUUCCAACACCACCAACUGAAGAGAUUGGCGAGCAUGAACUGCCAAUGGAAUUGAAUGUGGCACAACCUCGGGAAGAGCAUCCUUCGAUAGAUUCACAUGAUGGACUCAAUAGGAGUAGUGCUGCUUCAUGUUCCAAUAGAAAAAGAACACGUGGACAAACGAUGGGUAUAAAGUGGGCCAAGAAAAGAAAAAGUGAAAAGGUCAAACCAUCGCUAGAGAUUCCAAAGGACUUACGACGUGUAGUUGGUGACAACGCCCAACAAUUCAUCACAGAGACAUCUCAAAUAGUCAAACAACAUGCUCCCUUGAAUGUUGAGAAGUGGAGUAAAAUUCCUACUUAUAUCAUUGAUAAGAUGAUUCAACUUGUUAAUGAGAAAUUUAACCUUCCGGAUGAACUUCACACUCUUGGUGUCAUUAUACAACAACUUCGUGAUCAUUUCAAUGCGUGGCGUUAUCGCUUGUAUAGAUUUCACUAUAAGAAGUAUAAGACUGAUGAGCAAAGGCGUGCUCAUUGCCCAAAUGACAUUGAUCAAGAGGAUUGGAAUUGGCUUAUUAACUAUUGGAGUGAUCCAAAGUUCAAGCGUGUUAGUGAGGCAAACAAAGCAAAUAGAGCCAAACAAACUAUGAUUGCUCGUGUGGGUACAAUGUCUAUUGCUAGGAAUAUACAUAAAAUGAGGGAACCCAUAGAAAACUUAACACCAGAGCAAAUACAAGAGAUAGAGCAAAAGCCUGAAUAUAUGAGACUCUGGGAAAAGGUGAGAAGGAAAAGAGAUGGCAGUUGGGUUGACAAAGAUGCUGAAGAUGCAUAUAAGAGAAUGGAAGAACUUCAUGGCGACCAAUUAAGACAGUACGGAAAGGACACGCUCUCUACAGAACGAGCAUAUACAUUAGUACUUGGCCAUCGAUCUAGCUACAUCCGUGGUAUGGGCUCAGGUCCUAUUCCUUUUGAAAGUGGCGGUACUAGAGGACAAAGGAUUCGUGCGCAAAUACGAGCAGAAAUAGAACAAGAAAUGGCUGUACGAAUUCAAACCGAAGUGGAAGAACGAAUGAGCCAAAGGGAAAGAGAAGCUGAGACACGAAUUGCUGAAAUGCAAGCACAGAUGCGUGCUGAGAUGCAAUCUCAGAUGCGUAGCAUGAUGGAGCAGCUUUCACAAAUGGGAUUGACCAUUCCUACUCAACAAGCAUCGAAAGAGAAUGAUUAA
Molecule: messenger RNA, 1260 nt
Organism: Ananas comosus (pineapple)
Lineage: Eukaryota; Viridiplantae; Streptophyta; Magnoliopsida; Poales; Bromeliaceae
Exons: 6
Coding region: 1-1260 (419 amino acids)
Source: RefSeq, a predicted model, not a curated record